GGCAGCAGCACGAGGCUGGGGACGGCGCCGCGGCGGCCCGCAGGAUGGGCGGCAGGGCCGGCUUCUUCGAGGUGGAAAUCCUUGACUGGAAGACAAAGGAACAAUUAUGCUUCCUAGAUAAGGUGGAGCCAAAUGCUACAAUUAGGGAGAUAAGAUCAAUGUUCCAUAAAUUAUAUCCUCAGUGGUAUCCAGCAAGACAGUCAAUAAAACUUGAUCCAGAAGGAAAGUCCCUGAGGAAUGAGGAAAUCCUGCAGCACCUCCCUGUUGGCACAACUGCUACUUUAUACUUUAAAGAUUUAGGGCCACAGAUAGGAUGGACUACGGUAUUUUUGAUAGAAUAUACAGGUCCAUUGUUCAUCUAUUUUCUGUUUUAUUUCCGCAUGCCUUUUGUGUAUGGACUGGAUGAGAGGUUUACAUCAAGCCCACAUCCAGUAGUUAACUUGGCAUGUAUCUGCCAUUCUUUCCACUACAUCAAAAGGUUGAUUGAAACAAUAUUUGUUCAUCGGUUCUCCCAUGGGACUAUGCCACUGAGGAAUAUUGUGAAGAACUGCUUGUAUUACUGGGGAUUUGCAGCUUGGCUUGCUUAUUACAUCAAUCAUCCUCUUUACACUCCUCCUUCUUAUGGGAAAAAACAGAUUAAUUUUGCUGUGAUCAUGUUUCUGCUAUGUGAAGCUGGAAAUUUUUCCAUUCAUGUUGCUCUUAGUGACCUCCGGAGAGAUGGGUCCAAAACUCGUAAGAUCCCAUAUCCAACAAAGAAUCCUUUCACAUGGCUGUUUUUCUUUGUAUCUUGUCCUAACUAUACCUAUGAGGUGGGGACAUGGAUCAGUUUCACUAUCAUGACUCAAUGUGUUCCAGUGGGGCUGUUCACCUUGCUUUGCUUCAUUCAGAUGACAAUCUGGGCAAAGGCUAAACACUAUACCUACAUACGGGAAUUCAAGGAUUAUCCAACUGUUCGAAUGCCAAUUAUUCCUUUUUUGUUGUAAGAAAAAAAGUUCAGUUUCAAUAUUGCAUGGAACUUCAAGAAGAAGAAGCUCUUGGAUUUUUUUUAUUCAUAAACCUCCUGCCAAAUAAGUGAAUUAAUUGAAAUAAUUCUAGUGUAUGCCACAUCUCCACUGCUGAGGGAAAUUGAACACAGUUGAAAACUAUAUUUUCUUAUAUUCAAGAAUUCUUCAACUCAGAAGCACCUCCAAAAAUAAGGCUUCAUUGCAGAGCUGGUACCCAAAAGCCCCUAUAGUUCACUGCAACCUGAUUGACUGAGAUUUCCCUGUACUAGUCUAUUUAUAUUGACACAUCAGAGAUACUGAUAAGCUUGUGCUGAAAAGCAGCUACAAACUUAGCAGUGGCAUUCUGCAAGACUGUGACAUAAGUACAUUGGAAUGAGGACAUAGCAGCCAACUACAAGAAAUCUCAACUCAAACGGCCAGCUGGCCCGAAGGCAGUUGCAUGUUUUGCCUCCUUUGACUUGAAAAAGAGAGUGUGCUGCCUGGAGGCAGGUGCUUUGACAAACAACAUUACCAAAGAAUAUGAAUGGUUCCUGGAAUAAGGAAGUAGGCAAUCUCUCAAAACCUGCUUUGGGUCUAAGCUAUAAUUUGCCAAGUGGAUCUAAAGAAAGAAGAAUUUGUGGAUGUAACAUCCAUCUUGUUAAGAUUUUUUUUUAUUUGGAGGAUAUUUACUUUGUUUAGUUUUUAAUAUUUUUCAUUAGUAAAUUGCAUACUAGUAAAUAAGGUUCAUGAUAUCUGAUCUAUGCUGUAUCCAUGAUAUUUGGCCUGUUUCAAAUAACAAGUCCUUAAUAUAUUCUAAAAGAUCCUAAAGGACAUUUAACCUUGUAUUUUUUGUCAACAUUCUCUGAAUAAUUUCACUGUACUUUGUGAAUACAUAAAGUGUCUGCUAGCAUUCAGAAUGGUAGCUCCCUUCCUAUUUUCAGAGCCAGGGAGAAAUUUGGGGUCCAUUUUGAACUUUCUGUGUUUUCUUUUUCACAAGAUGUUCAGUGGGAUUUAGUUGGGUCUUGUGCAAAUCUAGCAAAAAAAAUAUAUAAAAAUAUGACUGCAAUCUAUCUGAACAAUAUUUUGAAAAAACUGUUUUAGAAUAUGAAAAGAAUGUGUAGAUACUGUUUUGUUUCAUGAUGAAUUUAUUUAGUAUAAUGGAUGUAUAGAAAGAUUUUGCAACUGUUUGUAAAGGUGGAAUCUGCAAUAAAUUCUAGCCUAUA
Messenger RNA from Numida meleagris (helmeted guineafowl), 2206 nucleotides. RefSeq names its product trans-2,3-enoyl-CoA reductase (gene TECR). Gene Ontology annotation, biological process: very long-chain fatty acid biosynthetic process. Gene Ontology annotation, molecular function: oxidoreductase activity, acting on the CH-CH group of donors. The record is from RefSeq and is a predicted model, not a curated record. The transcript is spliced from 13 exons. NCBI's taxonomy places the organism in Eukaryota, Metazoa, Chordata, Aves, Galliformes, Numididae. Bases 45 to 983 code for a protein of 312 amino acids.